AUGUCUAUACAAGUAUUGUGGCAAUCAUUGUAUAGAAUUGUUCGUAAUAAAUGGAAUACAGGAAAUAUUUUUGAUUCUCAAUCAGUAGAUCCAUUGAUUAUUCGUCGUGGAAUCUUGUCAACUCGUCUUUAUAGUAUUCUUGUUAUUAUUUCUCUUAUUACUUUAAUAACAUAUACUUCAUUAAGUAAUCGAAUUGAAAAUAAGACAAUAAUAUCACCAAGUCAAUCUAUUUAUGAAGAUCUUCAAAAGAAAUAUGCCGAUAGUUUACAAUGUUCAUGUACACAAAUUUCAAUUCCUUACGGAAAUUUUGUUCACACAAGUCCAUUAUUUCAUCAAGUAUGUUCAAGUAAUUUUAUUUCUCAACAAUGGAUCAAUUUCAUAUUUCAAACAAAUUCAGCAUCUAUUUGGCCAAUAGAUGUUCGAACAAGUUUGAGUGCAAUGUGGCAAUUACUACGAACAUUUUGUCAAAGUUCAAUAAACAUAAUCACAGAUGCACUUAAUCAAUUUGAUAAUUCUCCAUUAGUUAAUACAAUGCUAUUGACUGAAGAAUUAUUAGAAGCAAAAGUUGAAGCUGCUCUUUAUUUAUCACGUCAAACAGCAUUAUCGACGUUAACACAAUCAAUGACAAUUGUUCAUAAAAUUACACAAGCAAAUCAAUUAGUAACUGGAUUAUUAACAAAUUAUGUUGCUGUAACAUAUAAUUUUGGAUUAACACAAGAACGUGAUUCGUAUGUCGAUAUAGGGUAUAUGAAUGUUUCUCUUUAUUCGGGAAUAUUUGGAAAUAAAUAUAUAUUAAAAAAUUCAUCAAGAGUUUGUUCUUGUCAAAAUAAUGGUUCAUGUCCUCUACCUGGAAAUCUUUAUUUAUAUAAAACUUAUGAAAGUUUUGGCAUUUACGAUUUAAAUAGAAUUAAAGCAAAUGAAACAUUAUCUGGUAUAGUAAUUGAUUGUUUACCAUCUCAAAUGACACUUUCAUCAUCAUUAGAAUGUUUUUAUAAUCAAUCAUGUCUAAAUAUUCUUUUAUCAUCUUAUAAAAAUCCAUUAAAUAUUUCAAUUCUUAAUCAAUCUUUAUCAAGUCGUUUUCUUUCAACAACAAAACUUGAAUUACUUAUCAAUGAACUAUUUCUUGAAGAGAUUUUUAAUGCAACAAAUUAUACAAAAUAUUAUUCUCAAUGCUCACCCAGUGUUUGUCAAUACACUUAUAUACAUAGUUUUAGUUGGAUUUAUAUUCUUAUAAUAUUUACUGGUCUUCUUGGAGGAAUAACAACUGUAUUACAUAUAAUUACUCCAUAUAUUAUUCAAUUAACUCUAUUUUCAAAUAAUUAUCAACAAAAUCAAAUUCGACCAAAAGAAUUUUUUGUAAAAUUCAAAAAUAAAAUCCAAAAUUUUAAUUUAUACAGUAAAGAUUCUCGUGAUCCAAUACGUGUUUAUCAUGGUGUUUUAGCAACACGAUUAUAUAUUAUUUUAUUAUUAAUUUCAAUAU
Molecule: messenger RNA, 1480 nt
Organism: Adineta steineri
Lineage: Eukaryota; Metazoa; Rotifera; Eurotatoria; Adinetida; Adinetidae
Source: the annotation of a GenBank genome assembly